Messenger RNA from Laetiporus sulphureus 93-53, 417 nucleotides. RefSeq lists its product as uncharacterized. The transcript has 2 exons. The record is from RefSeq and is a predicted model, not a curated record. NCBI's taxonomy places the organism in Eukaryota, Fungi, Basidiomycota, Agaricomycetes, Polyporales, Laetiporaceae. Bases 1 to 417 code for a protein of 138 amino acids.
AUGUUUUCUGAGGUGGAUUGUUCCGUCCUGCAGGAAGAUAAGAGUCUUGAUGAUGGAGGUGGUGUAGCAUCCAGACACAGAGAUGUUGUCAGAGUUGAAAUGGGAAGAAAUAGCUCAGUCUCAGAUGUGACAGAUGUAAAUACCACAGGUGGUGCUGAGAUGACUGAUGCAGAUGGUGUGGAGGCAACUGAGACAGGUGAUGCAGAGGUGACCAAGGCAGGCAGUGUGGAGAUGACUGAGGCAGGUGGUGCUGAGAUGACCGACACAGGCAGUGUGGAGACAACUGAUGCAGAUGGUGUCGGUGUGAGUGAUUUAGAUAGCAGCAGACCAGGAACAGAGGAUGCGGAUGGUGCGAUACCCAAUUUGAAGCUGGCAUCUGCUGAAGGAAGAGUGCCUGACCUGACUAUGCCAUUUUGA